Messenger RNA from Dendrobium catenatum, 867 nucleotides. RefSeq lists its product as uncharacterized. The record is from RefSeq and is a predicted model, not a curated record. Gene Ontology annotation, biological process: sphingoid catabolic process. The transcript is spliced from 4 exons. The coding region runs from base 67 to 639 and encodes 190 amino acids. Gene Ontology annotation, cellular component: endoplasmic reticulum. NCBI's taxonomy places the organism in Eukaryota, Viridiplantae, Streptophyta, Magnoliopsida, Asparagales, Orchidaceae.
AAAUAAAAAUGUGUACCUUUUCUAUUAGAUAGGGUUGCUGCUCUACAAAACCCUAAUCGCCCGAAGAUGGGAAAAGGAUUGCUUGAUCUGGAGAAGCACUUCGCCUUCUACGGUGCGUACCACAGCAAUUCCGUCAACGUUCUGAUCCAUGUCUUCUUCGUCUGGCCGAUCUUCUUCAGCUCUUUGAUCCUCUUCGAUCUCACCCCUCCAAUCCUCCAUGUCCCUCUCCUCGGCGGUUUCGAUCUUAAUUUUUCCUUCUUCUUCGCCCUCUUCUACGCUGUUUUCUACAUCUCCCUCGACAGAUACGCCGGUUCUUUUGCCGCUCUCCUCUGCCUUCUUUGCUGGUUUGGAAGCAAAUCUCUUGCAGCUCAGCUCGGAUUUUCUCUUGCAUGGAAGGUUGUUCUGGCUACUCAGCUGUUCUGUUGGACAGGACAAUUCAUAGGCCAUGGGGUCUUUGAGAAGCGAGCUCCAGCACUUCUUGACAACCUUUCUCAAGCUUUUCUAAUGGCUCCAUUUUUUGUCUUGCUUGAGCUGCUGCAGAGCCUAUUUGGAUAUGAACCAUAUCCAGGUUUCCAUGCAAAUGUGUUGAAGAAGAUUGAGGUAGAUCGAGAAGAAUGGCAGGCCAGGAAGCACAAGUAAUCUUCUUUUAACAUAGGAGCUCACUAUAAAAUCAGUUUCACCAUCUGUUGUGGCUACUUUAAUUUACCUAUUUAGUGAACUAUUACAGGUUUAUUAAUGUAUGUCUUGGAUGCUUAUAGCCGAAUGUUAGUUACUGUAUGAGAAUUACAGAAUAUUACUUCUUUUUUCUUCGGUUGUAUAGCUACACUUUUUUUUUAUAUUAUUAAUUAUUGAUGUGUUAUUUUUGAA